CUGAAAGGAACAACUACUUGACUGAAGGUGGGCGGUAAAUGCGCCCCUGACCUCGAGUGCAGGUACAAAUCCAAUCAACACAACACAACCCGGAGCAUAGCUUUUCCAAUAGUGUUGCGGAGUUAGCGAGAUGCCUAUCUUUGAGCUGAAGCCAGUGGACGGUGGUAAUCUAGUACUCCUACCGGAGGGCGAGACUGUUCUCGGCAGAGGUCCUCUAUUUGGAGUCAAUGACAAAAGAGUCUCCAGGAAUCAUGGGCUUCUGGAGAAUGCAGACGGAAAACUCCGGAUCAAACCUACCCACCUGAACCCGUGCUUUGUCCAGUCCUCGCUGGAGUCGCCCCCUCAGCCCCUGCAGAAGGGCCAGUGGUACACGCUGGGCCCCGGGGACCUGCUCUCCCUCCUGCCGGGGAAGCACGUCUACUGCGUGGUGGCCAAGGAGACGGAGGAGGAGGCCAAGGAGGAGGAGGAGGAGGAGGUGCCGAAGGAGGAAGACGAGAGCACGAUUAGGAACAGCCAAAAUCUCCAUGACGACGAGAAAGGUGAGAGUGACGGAGAGGGCGUAGUAUCGGGAGAGGCAAAGACUUCCUGUUCGGCACCGCCAUCAGCCAAUGAGGAGCCGGAUGGGUCCACUCUCCCGUACAGGGCGGGUGUCUCCGUGAGCCAGCAGUCCACGCUGGAGGCCAGUCUAGAACGCCGGGGCUCGGAGGAACGUCCUCUCGGCUCCGCCACGGGAGACCUGGUGUCAGGUGCUGGUGUGGCGGAGCGCGAAGACGUCGUGGGGGACGAGGCGGCGGCGGCGGCGCCACAGAGGACGAGGACGCUCCCCGCCUGGAUGAUGGCAGGCAGCAGCGGAGAAGCCAGCGCUCCAAACACUCCUAAAGGUGCUGGGAAGAGGGGCCCAGCGAAAGCCACAGCCACAACACCCAAGCCCAAGCCCAAGCCCAAAGCAGCAGCUGUGUCCACACCCAAGCGGGGCAGAGCCCGGGUCGUGUCCUCGGAGGAAGACGAGGAGGCACGGGAAAGAGAGGAGGAGGAGGAGGAGGUGGUCCAGUUGCCCAAGAGGAGGAGGAAGAGGGUGAAGAGCAGCGAGGAAGAGGAGGACGAGGAGGAGGAGAUGAAGGCUGCUGCUGGUCCUCCUCGACUCGUCAAACCCGCCAGACAGUCCACACCUGUUCGGGACGAGAUGAGCGACGAGUCCGACGGCAUGGAGGUUGGCCAGGCGAUGGAGGAUGAGGAGCAAGACGAAGUCCAAAAGAGGCCGAGAGGACGAGCGCCAGGAGCUACCUCGUCCAGCGUUACGUCCACAGGCAGCACAGAUCGCAAACGCAACGACAACGACGACGACGACAACAAGCCGUCGUCUCAGAACGGACACGGUGCGUCGCAGGCUGCAAGCAAAGCUAAGAGCAAGGAGACCACCGCUGGAGGGGCCUCAGUGAAGAAGGCAACGAGAAGGACACCCUGUCCCUACGGAAGCUCCUGCUACAGGAAAAACCCAGUCCACUUCCAAGAGAGCAGCCACCCGGGAGACAGCGACUACGAGGAAGGGGACGAGGAAGAGGAGAAGGAAGUGGACGAGGAGGACGACGAUCGCCCAGAGUGCCCGUACGGGACCGACUGCUACAGGAAGAAUCCACUACAUAAGAAGGAAUACAAGCACACCAGGCCUCCAGAACUUCUGCCUCCCGACAAGACGACGGAGAUGAGGACGAGGACGCGUACGACGACAGCUUCAUCGACGACGACAGCGAGGGGGACGUCGCCGAAGACUCGGACUACGUGCCUGAAGAUUCCGGCGACAGCGGGAAAGAGGAUGUCAAGCGCCUUCAGAAAGAGGCCAAGGCUUUCCUCCGCAGAAAGAAAUAGUUCUGGGUGUAUUUUAUACAUACAUCUCCUAUGAAUGAUACAACACAGCCAUCAAAGGCCUUGUUCAGCAGAGCUAAGUUCAGGGUGCCAUUCAGUGAAGUAGGAUAGGAAGACUUGGGUUUAAGGAUAUAUAUUUAUAUAAGGAUAUCCUUUCUUAUAGAUCGUAUCCGACUCUCUAAUCGGACUCAAACACCACUCUUAUGUUAAUGCAGGUUGUUACAACAACAACAAUAACAACCGCACCAGUUGGUUUGUAAUCCUAGCGAUGGAAAGGACUCAUUAGGGCUAUUGAUGGGCUGGAGCGUUCUCAACUACUGAUGUCCGUAAAGUGAUCUUUAAUAGGACUUUUCAUUAGCCGCUUAAUUGAAUCGCUGUAUUGUAAUUAAACUUGGAAAAGUUCCAACGACAGUUACCCAACAAGGCAUUCAGCUCAGGUCUCCCAUCAUUAGGAGCAAGUGUGUAUCAACACCCUUCAACCACACACACACAUAUAUACACACACACACACACACACACACACACACACACACAUACACACACACACACACACACACACACUCACACACACACACUGCUCCCUUUGGUGAGUCAUAUAGCUGUGAAGUAUAAAGAACCAGGCACACAAAAUGAGCGAGAGAGAGAAAGAAGAAAGAGAGUGGAGAGGAAAGAGGGGGGAAAGAAACACAACAAGAAGAAUAAAAGAGAAGCACCUAGUGUUCAUGUCAGCCGUGACCUACAUAUACGAGCCUCAGAGAGGUUCACUCUGUCGGCGUCUGGCACUGUCAACGGAAUGCACCCAUCCCCUUUCUAGAAGAUUCUUUCAUGCCUUUCACAUCCCGUUCUCAGGAGUGAACCCUGUUCCCCAUCCACCUUAUUGAGGGGUUUGGGGUGUGUGUCUGUGUGUGUAUAUAUGUAUGUUUAUUUGGGUUGGGGGGGGGGGGGCGUGUUUGUCCGGCUACACACCAACACACACUGUAUUUGUAGGGAGGGAGUUAAAGGAAACAGUCAGUAGUUGGAAUGGAACAUUGAAACUUUUAAUGCAACUAUGUGAAUUGAAAUAGAUGUGCCAGUGUAAACCUGGUUGAAGUCCAGCUCUUGUUGGGUUUUUUUUUUUUACGUUUCUGAUGGUUUUUGAAUGGAUGCUGUGUUUUUUUUAAUGAAAGUUGAUUUUUUUUUAAAAUGUCUGGUCUGCUGUUUCUAUUGUACAAAUACAAAAAAAAAACACUUUCUCACAAACUCAUGCUGACAUGUUGUCUGUUUUUUGAGUUUCUAGUACUGUUUGUGUACCCUGAAGGCACCAUUUGUUUUCUCAAGCUAUAUCAGCCCUUGUUGAAAGGAUACUUGACAUCACUUUGUUGCUCGGAUCAAACAAAAUUGCUAAGCGAAAGACGGAUUAGGACUUUUCUGUUGGGGUUUUGAUGAUGAAAGCAGUUGUGAUGUGUUCAGUUUACAGGAACAUGUUAAUAUUCUGUUUUUUCUAGUUGUUGUUGUUGUUUGUUUGAUUGUUUUGUUUUGUUUUGUUUCUUUGAUAAAAUAUGUAGCAGGUGGAUUGGCAUUGAGUGUGCUGCCUGCUUGAUGUAGUCCCCCUGUGUCCAGUUAGAGUUACUACACCCCUGGACGCAAUAUUUUUUUUUAAAAAAGGCCCCUACCAUCUUGCGGAAAAAAAA
Molecule: messenger RNA, 3533 nt
Organism: Sardina pilchardus (European sardine)
Lineage: Eukaryota; Metazoa; Chordata; Actinopteri; Clupeiformes; Clupeidae
Gene: aplf
Product: aprataxin and PNKP like factor
Exons: 11
Coding region: 131-1900 (589 amino acids)
Biological process (GO): double-strand break repair
Cellular component (GO): site of double-strand break; nucleus
Molecular function (GO): 3'-5' exonuclease activity; protein binding; DNA-(apurinic or apyrimidinic site) endonuclease activity
Source: RefSeq, a predicted model, not a curated record